CCUCGGGAAGAAGAGGCCUUCCCGUUCUUCCAGCGGGAGAGACUUCGUGAGGCGCGGCGGGGUGUCCUCCAAGGCAAAAGGGAGAACGACCGACGACUUUUCGCGCCAGGCGCAGCAAAAGCAACGACGGGGGCGGUGCCGCUUCCUGGGUUUCCACAGGCAGCUCGGACUUCCUGGGGGAAGGAAAAGGCUAUCAAGCCCGGAAGUACUGCCUGGGCAUGUCGCUCUUGUUUCUUCCUUCGUCUUCUCUUCCUCCUCCUCCUCCUCGCUGAUUGGCUUUCGAGGAAAGUCCUCGCUCGCAGCCGAGAGGCCGUCCCGUCUCCCGGAAAUGGGGCGGGCCAAGGAAAGAGGCCUCGGGCUGGCGGCCUGGGGUUGGUCCAGGCGCCCCGGCUCCUUCCAUGUGAUUGGCUCAGUGAAAUGCUUGUUGGACGCCAGCGGAGGCUGGGACUCCUCCGGCCAGUUGCCCGCCACGAUUGGCCCGCUCCCAACGGCUCCCUUCGCGAUUGGUCGGUGGGUGACGUGGCUGUGGACCAUCUCGGCGGCUGCCGCUAGAGGAGGAGGAGGAGGAGGAGGAAAGGCUAGAGGGGCCGCGCCCGGGACCCGGCCGCUGCCUCCGCCUGCUUGGCCGCCCGCCCCGGUCCGGUCCCUGCAGAGCGCGAAGAUGCGGGAGACCGUGGACUUCGAGGAGUGCCUCAAGGACUCGCCCCGCUUCAGGGCUGCUCUGGAAGACGUUGAAGGCGACGUGACUGAGCUGGAACUGAAGCUUGAUAAGCUCGUGAAGCUCUGCAUUGCCAUGAUUGACACAGGCAAGGCCUUCUGCGUAGCAAACAAGCAGUUCAUGAAUGGCAUUCGAGACCUGGCCCAGUAUUCCAGUCAGGACGCCCUGGUGGAGACCAGCUUGACCAAGUUCUCUGACAGCCUCCAAGAGAUGAUCCAUUACCACACUAUCCUGUUUGACCAAACCCAAAGAUCAAUUAAAGCACAGCUUCAGAUGUUUGUUAAAGAAGACAUGAGGAGAUUCAAAGAUGCCAAGAAGCAGUUUGAGAAGGUCAGUGAAGAGAAGGAGGCGGCCCUGGCCAAGCAUGCCCAAGUGCCCAGGAACAAGCAGCACGAGGUGGAGGAGGCCACCAAUAUCCUGACCGCCACCCGGAAGUGCUUCCGGCACAUCGCGCUCGACUACGUCCUCCAGAUUAAUGUUCUUCAAUCAAAGAGAAGGUCAGAGAUCCUAAAAUCGAUGCUGUCCUUCAUGUAUGCCCACCUGGCCUUCUUCCAUCAAGGAUACGACCUUUUUAGUGAACUGGGACCCUACAUGAAGGACCUUGGAGCUCAGCUGGAGCGGCUGGCUGUCGAGGCUGCGCGGGAGAAGAGGGCGAUGGAGCACAAGCACUCCACCAUCCAGCAGAAGGACUUCUCGAGUGACGACACGAAGCUCGAGUACAAUGUGGAUGCAGCCAGCGGCGUCGUCAUGGAGGGCUACCUCUUCAAGCGAGCCAGCAACGCCUUCAAGACCUGGAACAGGAACAAGCCCGGUCGCAUCAGGCGCUGGUUCUCCAUACAGAACAACCAGCUGGUGUACCAGAAGAAAUUCAAGGACAAUCCCACCGUUGUGGUGGAAGAUCUGCGGCUCUGCACAGUCAAGCACUGCGAAGACCUCGAGAGGCGCUUUUGUUUCGAGGUGGUCUCCCCUAGCAAGAGCUGCAUCCUCCAGGCCGAUUCCGAGAAGCUGCGGCAAGCCUGGAUCCAGGCCGUGCAGGCCAGCAUUGCCACCGCCUACCGGGAGAAGGGGGACGAGCUGGAGGUGGAGAGAAAGCCGCCCCCUUCCGCGGGGAGCCCUGAACCCGGCAGUGAGGCCAAGGAGAAGCUGCUGAAGGGGGAGAGCUCGCUCCAGAGGGUCCAGAGUCUUGCUGGCAACGCUGCCUGCUGCGACUGUGGCCUGGCCGACCCGCGCUGGGCCAGCAUCAACCUGGGCAUCACCCUGUGCAUCGAGUGCUCGGGCAUCCACAGGAGCCUGGGUGUCCACUUUUCCAAAGUCCGGUCCUUGACCCUGGAUUCGUGGGAGCCUGAGCUGCUGAAGCUGAUGUGCGCAUUGGGAAAUGAUGUCAUCAACGGCGUGUAUGAAGCAAAACUGAAAGCCCUGGGCGUCAAGAAGCCUCAGCCGGGGGACCCCAGGCAGGAGAAGGAGGAGUUCAUCCGGGCGAAGUACGUGGAGCGGAGGUUUGUGGACAGGGGCCCUCUCGCCUCGGCCGACCCCGGAGGGAGAACGCUGCUCCUCCUCAACCCAGAGGCUCAAAGGCGCGGCAGCCCCGAGACGUCCCCGACGGCAGGCCAGCCGCUGGGGGCCUCUCCUCCAGGGCGUAGCAACGGCAGCGGGUUCCAGCGCAGCGCGGCGGACAGCAGGGAGCACUUGGCCUCCACCGUCUCGGCAAGCACCUUGGAGCAGCCAGAGGGCGAAAGGCACGACGCUGCUGUGUCCGAUGACUCCAGGAGGCAGCUCCUUCCAGGCCUCCAGCUGUAUCAGGCGGCCUACAAGAAGACCCUCCCUGAGAUGGCCAAGGCCCUGGCCCAUGGGGCAGAGGUGAACUGGGUCAAUGCGGAGGAGAACAGCUCCACACCUCUGAUUCAGGCAGUGCUUGGGGGCUCCUUGGUCACAUGUGAAUUCCUGCUCCAAAAUGGGGCCAACGUGAACCUCAGGGAUGCCAAAGGCAGAGGACCCCUGCACCAUGCCACGGUCUUGGGGCACACUGGGCAAGUCUGUUUGUUCCUAAAACGGGGGGCAAACCAGCACGCCACUGAUGAGGAAGGGAAAGAUCCAUUAAGUGUUGCCAUAGAAGCUGCCAACGCGGACAUCGUGACCCUGCUGCGUCUAGCAAGAAUGAACGAAGAGAUGCGGGAAUCGGAAGGCAUCUACGGCCAGCCAGGAGACGCAACCUACCAAGACAUAUUCCGCGAUUUCUCACAAAUGGCUUCCAAUAACCCCGAGAAGUUAAACCGCUUUCAGCCGCCAGAUGUGCAGAAGCCUUGAAGGGCCGCUCCGGAUCUCCUCCCCCCCCCCCCGCCGAUAGCCGUGGCCUGAGCCUUCUCUCCUUUUUCUACAUAAAGCUGCUUUAAUCCCA
Hemicordylus capensis (graceful crag lizard) is the source of this 3113-nucleotide messenger RNA. RefSeq names its product ArfGAP with coiled-coil, ankyrin repeat and PH domains 2 (gene ACAP2). The coding region runs from base 329 to 3022 and encodes 897 amino acids. Gene Ontology annotation, cellular component: endosome membrane; cytoplasm. NCBI's taxonomy places the organism in Eukaryota, Metazoa, Chordata, Lepidosauria, Squamata, Cordylidae. The record is from RefSeq and is a predicted model, not a curated record. Gene Ontology annotation, molecular function: GTPase activator activity; protein binding. The transcript is spliced from 24 exons.